GGAAAUGGUUCUAUUUCGUCAACGAGGUGGCCAUGCUUCAAGAUCUCCGUCAUCCCAACAUCAUAGCAAUGGAGAGAGCGGCUAGUUGCCCAGAGUCACUGGUCAUGGUGUUGGAAUUUCAUCCUGUGGAUCUGUUCGACGCCUUACCUCGUAUCUCGGAUGAGGAAGCCACUCGCUACUUUACCCAGGUCACCGAGGCCUUGAGCUAUCUACACAGCCGACGUGUCGUGCACGGUGAUGUAAAACUGGAAAAUGUGUUGGUGAGUAAAGAUGGAGUGGCAAAACUUUGUGACUUUGGACACGCUCAGGUAGUUCCUGAAAACACGGACAGUUUGAAGGAAUGGGGUAGUUGUGCAGCCUACCACGGACCGGAAUUCACAAGGGGCCAUCCCGUGAAAGACGCUUUCAAGCUUGAGAGUUUCUGUGUCGGCGUUCUGCUGUGGGCACUUGUGUUUCGUAAACAGCCCCAGAAAAACACGGACUUCUUAAAGCUGUUGGACAGUGACAAAGCAAUCUCGCCUUCUUACAGGCAAUGUGUACACCGUCUACUGUGUGCAAACCCGACAGAGCGUGCUUCAGUCUCCCAGAUCCUACAAAUCCUCAGCACCAACGGUCACACAGAACUUCGUGUCCGACAAAACACCACUGCUCAAUCUCUCAUCACUGCACCAAUCACAUACAACAGCACCGGCGAGGAAGUAGCGAGUCCGUACUUCGGAAGCUCACCCAUCGAACAGACACCAUCUUCAUCAUUCUGCCAUCCCUUCAACGAGUUCAGCUAUCAACAUUCAGGAUAUGACCAACAGUUCGUGUACCCCUCGCACUCUGGAAACCUUCAGUAUUUCCCACGUGAGACACCGACACAGUACUACUACAUGAACCAGAGCAAUGGACUAGCAACCUUUCACCCGGCAGGUACACAUUUCGAUUCCUCGGCCUAUCAGAGAGAAACAACAGCCCAGUUCCCCCAAUAUGUGGAUGUCUCUUCUUCACAAUAUCACCAGUCUACGUUGGAUCUACAGAGAGCCCAAUGGCCUGUGUUCACAGACACAAAUCAGCGCACAGUUCAGCAACCUGCUCCCCCGUCACUGGGACACUCUCAGUUUCGCACACACCAUCAAAACUGUUACCAGCCUGACCCUACAGCUUGUUUCCAGUACGUGGUACCUUCGUCAGUUCCUGAGUACUUUCAACCUGCUACAUUUCAACGGUAUCGGGAGUAAUCUGUGUAACAAUAGAGACAAUUCUUCUCAAACAGGUUGUGUCAGAAAUCUGCAUAAUUGUGUAUCAUUUCACUAUAGUAUUACCAUGCAUUAAUGAUCUUGAGCACUUUGUAUUUAUUCUAAAUGAAUGAUCAUUAUGCCUCGAGUUAGAAAUCCAUGAUGUGUAUUCAAAACAGAUAUCUUAGAAUCAAAUACUGUUUUGAAUACAGUCAUAACUUGUAAUAAUUGUAUAAGACCCUAGUCCACCCCCUCCCCAAAACAAACAAACAAUUGAACAAACAAACACAGAAACAUUCUACACCCCCCCCCCCACCUUUACGAAAAAAACCCCAAACAAAACAAACAAAAAUAUCCCCUUAUUUCGAUUUCUUACCCGUCGACCCGUUGUUACAAUGUUUUCCUUUUUGAAAAACUGAAUAGAGUUCUGUGAGGCAAAUUUUUAAGCUUUUUGUUGGAACAAAUUGGUGAUUUUGAGCACUUUGCAUUUCUUUUUUUAAAAUGCCAAAUAUUCUUAUUGUACAGUUUAAAAACCCGAUGAAAAUACAAAUUUAAAUCACUAUGUUCUACAUGUAUAACAUACGUAUUAGUUGUGCAGAAAGUCACUUCUUGAUCCCUUCAUAAAGAAUUAAACCUCACCGACGGAAGAACAAGAUAAGAGCAGCUCUUUGUCUUAGAAUUGUACAUAAUUGAUGAACAUUACCAGCCAGUAGUAUAACGUAAUUGAGACUGAUAUUUGAGAAGUUUUUGUUACAGUAGCUGUAAUGGUCAUAAGUUAUAUUGUAUAUAUAAAAGGAAAGCAUAAGAAACCAGGAAUAACAUGAUGCAAUUCUUUUAGUUUGAAGUGUGUGUGCUCUUGAUAUGUUCAUAUUCACAAUUUGGAAAAAUAAGUUCAGGUUACUACAUUUUGAUACUUCCAUAAAGCGAUUUGUCUGACCAGCUCCACUCGAAGACAAUAACUUUUGCUUGUGUCAAUUGUACAUUAUUGCUCAUCAUUCUCUGAGUUAACAACCCAGGAUAUGUAUUUGAAAUUGACAUUUACGAAUCAAAUACUGUUUUGAAUGUGUGCCUUAUCAAUCCACUAUUCUAUGGUUUUUAACAUGUUAUCAUGCAAUCACAGUGUGUUCCUUUUUUUAAUUGGCCGUUUGCAAUAUUGUAUACAACAAUGAAUACAUAAUAAAUCAGAAACAGCAUGAUGCAAUAAUUUUAGUUUUAAAUAUUUGCUAAGAGUAUGCUCUUGAUAUGUUCAUAUUCACUUGAAAAAAAUGUGUUCAUGAUACUACAAUUUGAUGCUUUCAUAAAGCGAUUUGUCUGACCAGCUCCACUUGAAGACAAUAACUUUUGCUUGUGUCAAUUGUACAUUAUUGAUCAUCUUGCCCUGAGUUAGUUAUCCAGGAUAUGUAAGUCGAAUUAGAAUUGUACAUAAUUGAUGAACAUUAUCAGCUAGUGGUACAUUGUAUAACGUAAUUGGGACUGAUAUUUGAGAAUUUUUAGUGUUACAGUCAUAAGCAAUAUUGUAUAAUAUAUAUGAAAUGAAAACAUAAGAAACAAGGUAUAUCAUACUUCAUUACUUUUAAUAAAGAAUGCUUGUGCUCUUUAUAUGUUAAUAUUCAAAAUUGGGAAAAACGUGUUCAGAAUACAUGUACUACAUUUUGAUACUUUAUAAAGCGAUUUGUCUGACCAGCUCAACUUGAAGACAAUAACUUUUUCUUUGUGUUAAUUGUACUUUAUUGAUCGUCAUGCCCCGAGCCAGUUAUCCAGGAUAUGUAUUUGAAACUGAUACUGUUUGAAUGCAAUCAAAGGUUGCAAUAAUUGUAGAAACUUCCAGCCCCCUCCCCCCCUCCCUUUCCUCUCUAAAA
This is a messenger RNA of Aplysia californica (California sea hare), 3079 nucleotides long. RefSeq names its product serine/threonine-protein kinase 36-like. The transcript has a single exon. Gene Ontology annotation, molecular function: protein serine/threonine kinase activity; ATP binding. Gene Ontology annotation, biological process: intracellular signal transduction; protein phosphorylation. The record is from RefSeq and is a predicted model, not a curated record. The coding region runs from base 33 to 1223 and encodes 396 amino acids. Gene Ontology annotation, cellular component: cytoplasm. Lineage: Eukaryota; Metazoa; Mollusca; Gastropoda; Aplysiida; Aplysiidae.